Messenger RNA from Durio zibethinus, 1835 nucleotides. RefSeq names its product ankyrin repeat family protein (gene TPR10). NCBI's taxonomy places the organism in Eukaryota, Viridiplantae, Streptophyta, Magnoliopsida, Malvales, Malvaceae. The record is from RefSeq and is a predicted model, not a curated record. Gene Ontology annotation, molecular function: protein binding.
UCUUUUUUUAUGUUAUCAUGUGAUAUUUUAACGUGUAGUACUUCAAUAAUUUUCACUAUAACUCACUUUAAAUACUAUAUUUACAAGAAAGUGAAAAAUUUUAAUCCUUUAUUAACUCUGUUGUAAAACCCUAGAAACUUCUUCUUAGCAUACAGGACAGCAUCCGAAGGCUUUGGCACAGCCUAGUAUUUCAAGUCAAGUUAUUAACUCUUUGUACUUUUCAGAGCAAACCCACCAAAGGCAAAGUAGGGUUUUACAAAGGCAACAGUAACCAUGGCGUCUGAUGCCCCAACUGCCCUCGCAGUAAGGCAGAAAGUUCAAAACUUUUUGAAUGCUGCUUGCACUGGGAAUCUUGAUCUUCUCAAAAAGAUUGCGGCUCAACUUGAUGAGGGGAAGGGACUGGCGAAAACAGUGGCAGAUAUUAAGGAUGCCAAUAAACGAGGGGCAAUUCAUUUUGCAGCAAGGGAGGGCAAGACUGAGGUGUGCAAAUACUUGCUGGAAGAAUUGAAGCUUGAUGUUGACACACAAGAUGAAGAUGGUGAGACUCCACUCCUUCAUGCUGCUCGGCAAGGUCAUACUCUCACUUCAAAAUACCUUCUAGACCAUGGUGCCAAUCCUGCUAUACCCAGUGAAUUAGGUGCCACAGCUUUGCAUCAUUCAGCCGGAAUAGGGAAUAUUGAGUUGCUGAAGUAUAUACUGGCCACAGGUGUUGAGGUUGAUUUGCAAAGUGAUGCUGGCACUCCUUUGGUUUGGGCUGCCGGUCAUGCUCAACCUGAUGCUGUAAAAGUUUUGUUGGAGCAUCAUGCUAAUCCUAAUGCUGAAACUGAGGAUAAUAUCACUCCAUUGUUGUCAGCUGUGGCAGCAGGUUCACUUGCAUGCUUGGACUUGUUGAUUCAGGCUGGUUCUAAAGUGAACAUUACAGCUGGUGGAGCAACUCCAUUGCAUGUUGCGGCUGAUAAUGGAAGCCCAGACUUAAUAAACAGCUUAUUGAAAGCUGGAGCUGAUCCUAAUGCCAUUGAUGAGGAUGGCCAGAAGCCCAUACAAGUUGCAGCAGCCAGAGGCCAACGUGGGGCUGUUGAGAUCCUUUUUCCUUUGAUAUCAAGAAUUGAUGCCAUUCCGGAGUGGACUAUAGAUGGGAUUCUUGAAUAUAUGCAGUCUGAAGCUAACAAACAGCUGGAGGAAAUGAAAAAUCUGAAGGACACUAAGGCAAAAAGUGACACCACAUUGCCAACAAGCGAUCUCCCUGAGGUGGCACCGGAAGCAAAGAAGAAAGCCGCAGAAGCCAAAGUGAGAGGAGAUGAGGCUUUCAAAAGAAAAGAUUUUCAUAUGGCUGUAGAUGCAUAUACACAAGCAAUUGAUUUAGAUCCGACUGAUGCUACAUUACAUUCAAAUAGAAGCCUUUGUUGGAUCCGUCUUGGGCAAGUUGAGCAUGCUUUAACUGAUGCAAAGGCUUGCAGAGCAUUAAGACCAGACUGGCCAAAAGCUUGCUAUAGGGAAGGUGCUGCUUUGCGAUUGUUGCAGAAAUACGAUCAAGCAGCCAAUGCCUUUUACGAGGGUGUGAAGCUUGACCCUGAAAAUAAAGAACUCGUAAAUGCUUUUAGGGAAGCUGUUGAAGCAGGGAGGAAGUUUCACGGUACAGAUCAGGAAAAAUCUUAGGUUCUACUUGGAUGAUACACCAAAGAAGAAGAUGAAUGCACCAUGCUCACUUUUUCUAGAGUGAAGAUUGUGUUUUAAGGCGAUGUUUAUCAGAAUGUAUUAUUGGCGAAACAACACAACAGAAAGUUGUGAUCAUAAGAGUACAUAGAAACAUUUUUAAGAGCAAAUCUAUGUUCCAU